Messenger RNA from Ostreococcus tauri, 1017 nucleotides. Its product is annotated as Ribosomal RNA methyltransferase FtsJ domain. The coding region runs from base 1 to 1017 and encodes 338 amino acids. Gene Ontology annotation, molecular function: RNA binding; methyltransferase activity. Gene Ontology annotation, biological process: methylation. The transcript has a single exon. NCBI's taxonomy places the organism in Eukaryota, Viridiplantae, Chlorophyta, Mamiellophyceae, Mamiellales, Bathycoccaceae. The record is from RefSeq and is a predicted model, not a curated record.
AUGACGCGCGCGUUCGUCCGUCGAUCGACCGCGGUGGUGUGCGCGGCGGUGCGUCGCGGGCGAUGGACGCGGGCGAGGACGAGCGCGCGGGGGACGACGCGGGCGACGCGCGAGGGCGAACGCGAGGGCGAACGCGAGGCGUGGACGGCGAGCGACGACGGGCGAACGCGAGGGACGACGCGCGAUGGCGACGAUGGAGCGAACGGACGAGGGAUGGAGAGGAAGGGGGGAGGGAAGACGCGCCUGGAUGAGCUCACGGUGAUGACGCGCCCGGAGCUGUCUCGCAACGUGGCGCAGAGUUGGAUUGCGCAGGGGAAGGUUUUGGUGGAUGGACAGCCGGUGACCAAGGCGGGGACGAAAUUUAAGCCGAGCGUGAAGAUUGAAGUGAUCGCGGAGCAGCCGAAGUACGUGUGUAGGGCUGGGUUGAAGUUGGAAAAGGCGCUGGAAUACUUUGGCGUCGACGUCUCGGGACUCACGGCGCUCGAUUCGGGUUUGAGCACCGGUGGAUUCACCGAUUGCUUGCUCCAAGGCGGGGCGAGGAAGGUGUACGGUGUCGACGUUGGGUACGGGCAGGUGGCGGAAAAGAUUAGGCAGGACGAGCGGGUGGUCAUCAUGGAGCGCACGAAUUUGCGUUACGUCACGCAACUUCCAGACGUCGUCGACAUCGUGACGCUGGAUCUCUCCUUCAUCUCCGUCCUCAAGGUUCUCCCGGCGAUUUGUAAGAUUUUGAAGCCUGGAGGAACCAUGCUGGUUCUCAUCAAGCCGCAGUUCGAGGCGAGACGAAGUCAAAUUGGCUCGAAAGGGGUCGUUCGAGACGCGAGCGUGCACGCCGAAGUGAUUCAAAACGUCAUUGAGGGCGCGAAGACGUUUGGUUUCGAUUACGUCGCGCACACGACGUCGCCAAUAAAGGGAGCAAAGGAGGGUAACACCGAGUUUUUAGCUCACUUCAAGCUCUCCGAGGACGGUCCACCCAAGGAGAUCCUCGAGGCGACGACUGACCGAGACGAAGACGCGUGA